Cylindrotheca closterium is the source of this 1143-nucleotide messenger RNA. The record is from the annotation of a GenBank genome assembly. NCBI's taxonomy places the organism in Eukaryota, Bacillariophyta, Bacillariophyceae, Bacillariales, Bacillariaceae.
AUGCAUUCAGACCACUUCUCGAGAUUGUUGGACAAAAUUGUUGUUGCAGUCGGUGCUGACAAAGAUGAAUUGGCAACAUCCAUGUUACUUCGAAUUCUGAACCGAAUCAUGGGGAAUUGCAGUGACUAUGUUACAACCCUAGCAAUGUACGAGAAUGCAGCGGAGUGCUAUGGGAAUAUGGAGAAUUUUUUCUCGAAAGCAGACUUCAAGGCGGUGACGUCACCGCAAGAUUUUCAAAAUUUUCAAAAUUUUGAAAAUGAAUCAGAACAAGAUAUAUAUGCAUCCUCUACCUGGAAUGAGAAGGAUGACAACAAUAACGGCAAUGAAGAGCAAUCAAUUUCAACUGUCUCAACUUUUCCCAAUGGUGAAAUCACCGAUGAAUGUCAAGGAAAGGAGUAUGGCUUGGAUGACGCAACAAGCAUAACUGAUGAUGACGACAAAGAUGAAAAUUCCUCUGAUGAGUUUGAUGGAUUGACUGAAGAAGAGGAAGACAUGGAGGGUUAUAACUUGAACCACCAUGAUAGAGCAAGGACCGACGAUGAGGAACAAUUUUUUUCUAAUGGAGAGGUAGAAGGGCCAUCUCUUGAGAUGGGAUGCAUCAGGUUGAAGCUGGAUAAUGAAUGGGAAAAUGGAUCCAACAGGCUUGGCCUACAGCUCGUUUAUGAUGACGACAACAAGUACUAUGGGUUCCGUAUCUUUUUGAACAAUGCUGAUGUCGAUGGUGAUGGCCAACAAGACAAGGUUUUGGUUGCGGGCUUGUUUGAGAAGCCAAUUCAACGGCGGGAACCAAAUGAUGAACUGAUCGAUUGUGGCUUGAAACAGGUAAUUGGAUUUGUUAGCUGUGACAAGAAGAAUUCCUGGGCGACUAUGGGCAUGAUGGACAGCGCGAGUGCAAGGUCCAACUGUAUCUUCUGUACCCAACCAAAAAGCACUUAUAAGACAAACUUUCCAGACUGGAUGGUACAGUAUGCCAAAGAACACGGUCUUGAGAACGAGCGAUUAGCAGCCAAAGUUGAAGCUGGGUGGAAAGAUUAUCUCUGGCGCUGUGGAGAACACUCAAAUUCAAUCAUGUUUCAGAAGCUUGAGGAAGAUACCAACAACGGGAACAACACAUAUUCUGAAGAUGAAUUACGAGACAUUUGA